AUGGAUACUAAAACAAUAGAAUGUUGUCUGAAGUUAUAUUUAAAUGAAAAGGCUGUGAUAACGGGCAAAGGAAGUAAAUCAUGGGAAGAAGUAAAUAUUGAAAAAGGAGUUAGACAAGGGUGUAACUUAUCACCUACACUAUUUAAUCUAUACAUUAAAAAUACUCUAAAUCAAUUAAGGGAAGAAGAAAUUUGGGGAAUAAAAAUAAAUGCUAUUCUAUACUCCGUACCACGAGAGAGCUGGG
Messenger RNA from Cinara cedri, 244 nucleotides. Lineage: Eukaryota; Metazoa; Arthropoda; Insecta; Hemiptera; Aphididae. The record is from the annotation of a GenBank genome assembly.